AUUCCUCUUUCGGAACCCAUUAUGCGAGCAUUUGUAGCAGUUGCCGAGCAUGCGGAAGAUCCGUUUCGACCCGUUUGUGUACAAACUCUUGCUGAAAUGGUUCUCAUCGACAUUGAUCUCGUGGCGCGAUCUGGAGGCAUCCGAUUCCUUUUGCAUGCCCUAGGUGAAGGCCCAGUCGAAGUCGGGCCAAUAUUGGCAGCCACAUUCUUGCACAUCAUCGACUCUUCUCGUACUCAUGCAUACCUGGAUCUUGGAACUGACUUGGAG
Molecule: messenger RNA, 267 nt
Organism: Suillus fuscotomentosus
Lineage: Eukaryota; Fungi; Basidiomycota; Agaricomycetes; Boletales; Suillaceae
Product: Rapamycin-insensitive companion of mTOR, N-terminal domain-containing protein
Exons: 2
Biological process (GO): TORC2 signaling
Cellular component (GO): TORC2 complex
Source: RefSeq, a predicted model, not a curated record